UCAAUUAUUUUAGUUUAUUGUUCUCUCAUCAACAUGUGGAGGUUUGUGGUGCCUAUUACAUUAUUCGCAGUCUUCGUUACUGGACAAGGCACCCCCAGAUCAGGGGAUGAAUUGGUUUCGACAGUUUUGGAUAACUGCAUCGAAAUUGACUGUGUCAAACAAAAUGUUCUAGGAUAUUUGGAUAAUAUGCUUCACAUUCAAAGUGAUGUUAGGAAUACUAAGAAUAUUGAUGCUGCUAUCUACAAGAGAGUAACCAGAGUGCUCAACACCCACGAAUUUAAGUUCAAGGUUCCAGAAGCACUCAUGGAACAAACAGAAGUCGUUUAUAAUCCAAAAAGCGGUUUGGAUGUCGUAUCCAACGAAUCAGAGAGUGAAUCAAGAGGUAUUGGUUUAAAGAAGAAACUGUUGUUCCCUAUUUUGUUGCUGUUGAAAUUGAAAAUGAAACUUCUUCAACCUCUGUUCAUCAAACUCAGUCUUAUUAAGGCCACUAAAGCUUUGAUUAUGAGCAAACUGGCUCUUCUUAUCGUUAUUGGCUUCGUCGUUUACCAGUUCAUCGGAAAAUCAGGUAUGCCCAUGCCAAUGAUGUCCAUGGCACCAGCAGAACCUCCAGCACCAUUAUACGGAGCUCCAGCAGCAUCUCCACCUCCUCCACCAAGCUCAUACGAACCUGGUUGGGAACCAAACACCGGUGGUCCUUACCAGAGAGUAUGGUCAGUCGCCAAUGACCCACAGAGUCUGGCUUAUUCUGCCUACUAUCCAGGAACUUCUGCCAACUCUGGAAGUUCUUCCACAUCUCACCCUUGAGAAAAAUGAUUGUAGUUGAUUGUUAUUUAUUUUGACUUAUUUAAUAAAUUAUUGUUUAGAUCGAAA
This is a messenger RNA of Diabrotica virgifera virgifera (western corn rootworm), 870 nucleotides long. RefSeq lists its product as uncharacterized. Lineage: Eukaryota; Metazoa; Arthropoda; Insecta; Coleoptera; Chrysomelidae. The record is from RefSeq and is a predicted model, not a curated record. Bases 34 to 804 code for a protein of 256 amino acids. The transcript is spliced from 4 exons.